UUUGAAGUGUCGUACUUAACUUGCUAAACUAAGAGUAUAAGCAACACACUUUGGAGCAAUGAAGAAGUUCUUUGACUCUCGGCGAGAACAGGGGGGGUCCGGAGCUGGUUCUGGUACCAUUGGGGGAAGCAGCAGCAGCACCGGACCAGGCAGCGGAUAUAUAGCCCGGGUUUUCAAUAUCGGAAGGCAUCAGGUGACAGUUGAUGAGGUUCUAGCUGAAGGUGGGUUUGCUAUUGUGUUCCUGGUGAGGACCAGCAACGGAAUGAAAUGUGCCCUCAAAAGGAUGUAUGUCAACAAUGAAUAUGACCUACAAGUCUGCAAGCGGGAGAUUCAGAUCAUGAAGGAUCUUGCUGGACACAAGAACAUUGUUGGAUACAUAGAUUCCAGUAUAAACUCUGUGAGCAGUGGGGAUGUUUGGGAAGUUUUAAUUCUAAUGGAUUUUUGCCGAGGAGGCCAGGUGGUGAACCUGAUGAAUCAGCGUUUGCAAACGGGUUUUACAGAAAGUGAAGUUCUACAGAUCUUCUGCGACACGUGUGAAGCUGUAGCCAGGCUACACCAAUGCAAGCUGCCCAUAAUCCACAGGGAUUUGAAGGUGGAGAAUAUCCUACUCCAUGAUCGUGGCCAUUAUGUCCUAUGUGAUUUUGGAAGUGCCACCAACAAAUUCCAGAACCCUCAGCUUGAAGGAGUAAAUGCGGUGGAAGAAGAGAUCAAAAAGUAUACCACGCUAUCCUACAGAGCACCGGAAAUGGUCAACCUUUACAGCGGCAAGCUGAUUACUACAAAAGCAGAUAUAUGGGCUCUGGGCUGCUUGCUAUACAAACUCUGCUAUUUCACUUUACCGUUUGGAGAGAGCCAGGUGGCAAUUUGUGAUGGGAAUUUUACCAUUCCUGACAACUCUCGCUACUCCCAAGAAAUGCACUGCCUCAUAAGGUAUAUGCUGGAGCCAGACCCUGACAAGAGGCCCGAGAUUUACCAGGUCUCCUAUUUUGCAUUCAAGCUCGCUAAGAGGGAAUGUCCAGUCCAGAAUGUACAGAGCUCCUCAAUCCCUGCCAAGCUUCCUGAGCCAGUGAAAGCAAGUGAAGCGGCUGCUAAGAAGACCCAGCCAAAAGCCAGGCUGAUGGAUCCUAUUCCUACGACAGAAACAUCCAUCACCCCACGCCAAAGACCCAAAGCUGGGCAGACGCAACCUAAUCCAGGAAUUUUGCCCAUCCAGCCUGCCCUGACUCCUAGGAAGAGGCCGACAGCUCAAGCAAAUGUCCAGGCACAUGUUGUGGUGCCAGCAUCUUUGGCUAGCAGUCAGCCCUCGCUUCCUGCAGGUCUCUCGCAGCCGAAAGCUCUGCCUCAGCCAAGUCAACCUCAGCCUAAGCAGCCGGCCCCUGUACAGCUGCCUGCUGCCGCCGCCUGCCAGCCACAGGCCCCUUCAGCUCAGCCCCAAGCCACCCCUCAGCACCAGCUCUUCCUAAAGCAGCAGCAGCAACAGGCUACCUUCUAUCAGCACCCGCCGGCAGCCCAGCAGCCAGUACAAGCUCCACCACAGCUGCAAGCGAUGCCGCAGGCACCUCAGCAACCAGUGAAACCACAGUUCCCAGCGGUACAGCAGGGAGUUGUCACAACAGUGCAACAGCAGCCAGUGCAGAACUACAUGCAGCAGCAGCAGCUACUGGCCCAACAGGCCACCGUUCAGCAGAAGACAGCUGUAGCAGCAGCACAGCAGAAGCAACCAACUCAGAUCCUGCCACAGGCACAGCCGGCUGUGGCACAGCCGGCUGCAGCACAGCCAGCCACGACACAGGAUCAGCCGCAAGCACCUCCACGUCAACAGAAGCCCCCGAUGACCCCUCCUUCGGCUGUCCAAGGGCAGAAGGUGGGCUCCCUCACUCCCCCUUCCUCCCCCAAGACACAGCGAGCUGGACACAGGCGGAUUCUGAGUGACGUGACACACAGCGCUGUCUUUGGAGUCCCGGCGAGCAAAUCGACUCAGCUUCUCCAGGCCGCAGCAGCCGAGGCCAGCCUCAAUAAAUCCAAGUCUGCUUCGACUACACCCUCUGGUUCCCCCAGAACCUCUCAACAAAAUGUCUACAACCCUCCAGACGUCUCCACCUGGAAUCCUUUUGAUGACGACAACUUCUCCAAGCUCACAGCAGAAGAGCUAUUGAACAAGGAUUUUGCAAAACUAAAUGAUGGUAAACUCCCAGAGAAGCUCUGCAGCUCCACUGAGAACCUGAUUGCGGGUUUUCAGCCAGCACCUUCCACGACACAAGCAGAUGCAUUUGGGUCAUCUUCUCUUGCAUCCGUAUCAGCUGAAAAAACAAAAGAUAUUCUGGACUCUAGCCCACCACUUCUGGCUGUUCCUGAUCCUUUCAUUCCUCUUCCACUAUCAGAUACACCAGAGAAACUGAUUGAGGGUCUCAAAUCUCCUGAGCCUGCACUUCUACUCCCUGAUAUCCUGCCUCUUGCAGAUCCCUUCGGUAGCACCUCCGAUGCUGUGAAUGGACAAGCCGACCUAACUGUUGACAGUCUCAUACCAGGCCUUGAGGCCCCCGUUCCCCAGUGUGUAUCAUCGCAGACUGAUACUAUGGCUGCAAACAGAGCAGAAGAUACUAACCUGAUCUCGGGCUUUGAUCUCCCAGAGGGCUCUGAAAAAGUGACAGAAGAUGAGUUUGACCCCAUCCCUGUGUUGAUAUCCAAAAAUUCACAAGGUGGGCAUUCUAGAAACAACAGUGGAAGCUCUGAAUCCAGUCUUCCCAACCUAGCCAGGUCUCUACUGCUAGUGGAUCAGCUCAUAGACCUGUAGCAGUCAAAUCAGUAACAGAUGCGGUUUCUGUAACGUACCUAAAUCCAACUUGUUUUUU
Messenger RNA from Euleptes europaea (tarantolino), 2852 nucleotides. It is a transcript of the gene AAK1, whose product is annotated as AP2 associated kinase 1. The coding region runs from base 59 to 2794 and encodes 911 amino acids. The transcript has 20 exons. Gene Ontology annotation, molecular function: ATP binding; protein kinase activity. The record is from RefSeq and is a predicted model, not a curated record. Gene Ontology annotation, biological process: protein phosphorylation. Lineage: Eukaryota; Metazoa; Chordata; Lepidosauria; Squamata; Sphaerodactylidae.